Messenger RNA from Nannospalax galili (Upper Galilee mountains blind mole rat), 4748 nucleotides. RefSeq names its product coiled-coil domain containing 39 (gene Ccdc39). Gene Ontology annotation, cellular component: axoneme. Gene Ontology annotation, biological process: cilium-dependent cell motility; cilium movement; inner dynein arm assembly. The coding region runs from base 111 to 2930 and encodes 939 amino acids. The transcript has 20 exons. Lineage: Eukaryota; Metazoa; Chordata; Mammalia; Rodentia; Spalacidae. The record is from RefSeq and is a predicted model, not a curated record.
UCUGAGCGUUUCCUGCUUGGUAACUAAGGGCGCCGGGCUGUUGCUAGGGACUCGAAGGCCGACCGCCCUGCUGCUUUGCUGCUGGCGGCGACCUCGCCGGUCCCUCCGUCAUGAGCAGCGAGUUCCUGGAGGAGCUUCACUGGGAGGAUGGGUUCGCCAUCCCGGUGGCCAACCAGGAAAACAAGACCCUGGAGGACCAGUUAUCAAAGCUACAGAAGGAGAAGGCAAACUUGCAAGAUCAGCUUCGUGAUUAUGAGGACCGAAUUAACUCUAUGAAGUCUCACCUUAAAAAUGUUAAUCAAGAAUUUUCAUUUACACAGUCUCUUUACAAAGCAAGGGAGUUUGAAAUUGAAAGUGAGGAACAUUUUAAGGCCAUUGCUGAACGAGAGCUGGGUCGGGUGAAGGGUGAGAUUCAGCGGCUGAACAAUGAGAUGGUCGCUAUCCAGGAGCAGAAGAGCGAUGAGGAGAACAGCAUAUUUAAAACUACUCAAAAAUUGGAUGACUUGAAAUGUCAGAUGAACUGGGACCAGCAGGCACUGGAGGCCUGGUUGGAAGAAUCCGCUCAUAAGGACAGCGACGCCCUCACUUUUCAGAAGUACUCAAAGCAAGAUGACAAUAAAAUCAGGGCACUGACCCUGCAGUUAGAAAGACUGACCCUGGAGUGCAACGAGAAGAGGAAAGCUCUCGACAGUGAGCUAACAGAGACAGUGAGCGCUCAGUUAGAACUGGACAAAGCCUCACAGGACUUUCGCAAGAUUCAUUACGAGAGACGAGAGCUCAUCCGACAGUGGGAAGGCACCAUCGAGCAGAUGCAGAGGCGGGAUCAGGAGAUCGACCACUGUGCCCUGUUAGCAAGGAUAAAGCAGGAAAUGAGAGAAAAAGAGAAUGUGGUUAAAGAAAAGAUCAAGUUUCUGGAAGAUGAGCUUGGGAACAAUGUAGAGUUUGAGAGAAGACUCUCUGCUGCGGAGCGCAGAGUCGUGAAGCACAGGAUGGAGUACCAGCGCCAUGAAGCCAGCAGGAGUCAGCUGAAGGAUGAGCUGGAUAUUUUAAAAGCCACUCUCAGUAGGACAUCCAGUGACUUAGAAGCACUGAGGAAGAACAUUUCCAAAGUGAAGAAGGACAUUCAUGAAGAAAGUUCAAAAUUACAAAAAAUUAAACAUCACAAUGAGAUUGUAGAAAAGCAGUUGAAGAAGGUCACAGAGAAGACCAUGUCUGUGGAGGAGAAAGCCACCAACCUAGAAGACAUGCUGAGGGAGGAGGAGAAGGGCACAAAGGAGGUGGAAGUUCAGUUGAACAUAAUGAAAGAUGUGCUGUUUAAAAAAGUUCAGGAGUUGCAGAAAGAGACAUUGAGAGAGAAAGCUCUUGUGUCAGAGAUCGAAGGAACCCAUUCCUCUCUGAAACGUCUCAACCGUCAGCUACACAAACUGGAUUUUGAAACUUUGAAGCAGCAAGAACUUAUGUACAGUCAGGAUUUUUAUAUUCAGCAAGUGGAGCGCAGAAUGUCGUGGUUAAAAGGAGAGAUUAACUCAGAGGAGAAACAAGCCCUGGAAGCAAAACUUGUUGAACUUAAGAAGACACUGGAAGAGAGGAAAUCCACAUAUUCUAUUUUGGAAGCACAGAUCAAGAAGCUUCAUAACGAUCUCUACUUCAUUAAGAAGUCCAACAGUAAGAACAGUGAAGAGAAACAGUCUCUCAUGAGCAAAAUGAACGAACUGAGCCUUUUCAUUGACAGAUCAGAGAAGGAACUUAGCAAAGCAAGAGGUGUUAAGCAGGAUUUGAUGAUUGAGGACAAUAUUUUAAAGCUUGAAGUUAAACGCAUUCGAGAAAUGCUUUACAGUAAAGCAGAAGAGGUUCUUUCCCUGGAGAAAAGAAAACAGCAGUUGUGCACAGCCAUGGAGGAGCGGACUGAGGAGAUCAAGGUGCACAGAGCAAUGCUUGCCACACAGAUGCGACACGUUGAGCAGGAGAGGCAGAACGUAAGUGCUGAACUCCACGAGCGGCUGAGCAAGAUCGAUAAGCUGAAGAACAGAUACGAGAUCCUCACUGUGGUCAUGCUGCCUCCUGAGGGAGAGGAGCGGACACAGGCCUACUACAUCAUAAAGGCUGCUCAAGAGAAAGAAGAACUUCAAAGGGAAGGUGACAGUUUGGAUGCUAAGAUCAGCAAAGCUGAAAAAGAAAUCUGUGCUCUAGAGAACACCUUGCAAGUCCUGAAGACCUGCAACAACAACUACAAACAGUCUUUCAAAAAAGUGACUCCGUCGAGUGAAGAAUAUGGGCUGAAAAUCCAACUGGAAGAACAAAAAAGGGCUGCUGAUGACAAAUUCCGAUACAAACAGAGACAAAUCAGAGAGCUUCAGGAAGACAUCCAGAGCAUGGAAAAUACUUUUGAAGUUAUAGAACAUUUAGCAAAUAAUGCCAACAAGAAAUUUUCCGAGAAACAAGCUUAUUCAUUCCAAUUACGCAGAGAGACCGAGGAGCAGAAGCCAAAAUUAGAGAGAGUGACUAAGCAGUGUGGGAGACUCAUAAAAGAAAUACGUAUAUCGAAACAUACAAGAGAGGAGACCCUAGAAGAACAAGACAUUAACCUCCGUGAGCUCAAACAGCUUCACAAGAACAUUGAUGAAAUGCUAGUUAAUGCCAUGGAAGAUCCUGAAAUCCGUGUUGUUCUUCAAAGGUAUUUUGAGCAGGACGGAUUAGAGCUACCCAGAGUCCCCACUAAGGGCGCUGGUCAGAGUUCUCCAUCUCGGCAGACUGCACUGCUGUCAGUCAGGUCUCGUCAGAGCAGUGGCACGAGCACUCCUGCUUCCCAGGCGUCGGUUAGAGUGAUAGAGCUCAGCCUCCCAGACCCCCCACCAGAAGGCAACAACUCUAGGCCGCCCAGCACUGGCAGCAACUCUAGGAUUUCUAAAGGCAAGAAGCUCAGCAAAUAAACAUUUUCAUCUCUUGAACAAACUUUGAAAACAAAACAAAAAUCCCAAUAUGGUUAAGUUUCAUUGUUUCUGGGGUUCCGUAAGAUGACACUACAGGAGGGUGCUGAAAUAGUACUGGGGACAUCGAAGGUGAGGCAGAAGUCCUGCACAGUGGGCCUAAAAGCUGUUUGGUUAAAAAAAAAAGCUUUCUUUAUUCACAGAGAAGGAAAACAGCAGACUCUAAACCAGGCAACAUGGCACGAGCCGAGGGAACUGCUGUCGUCGCUAUGUUUGAGUGCUAGAAACACUUGUUCACUGCUUCACGAAGCCACCAUACGCCUCUAAGGCAAGGGUCACAAACACAUUCCUAAGUCAGUGCACAUCACAAAAAGGAAACCCUCAUUGUACUCCAGAAGAUCACAAAAUCAGGUUUUAUUCAAAAACACAGACUUCCAAGACUUCCGGAAGAAAAUGUAAUCCGUCAAAGGAAGUUCUUUUUUGUUGUUGAACUUGUAACCAAAGAUAGAGCAUCAUUACCACCCACCCCAAGAACAUUUCUGUUGAGAUGCUGUAUGUGGGCAUAUACGGAUACACCUAUCUCUGUGUGUGCACAUACAGAAUGUACAGCUUAAAUUUCUAAGAAUCCCUCUACUCUGACCUUCAAAGAAUCCAACAUGUUAAAUUCACGCUGGAGGUAGACAGUACAUACUACAUUGGGGAUUAGUUCUUCAGCCACUGUUCUGUGUACAGAACUUUGAACUUUUAGGACUAGGGAGUUAAAUACUAUGCAGCGAUCUCAAGCACAUGCAGUAUACUCAGGUGUGUAAACGAGCACAUCCUUUAAACCCUGAAGUCUUCAUCACAGCUUCAGGUCUCAGUCUCAGCACCACCUGUGUUUUCUGAGAAGCACAGCGGUGCAGGCCGAUUUUCUGACUGGCUUUCAUUUAGAAAGGUGUCCUGAAGUUGUCAUUAAGGUGGCUAAAAAAGCUGAGUAGGUUUUGGUUGAAACACUGAACACUGACAUGUGCCGAAAACUGAGCAGUCCUAGUCACUUUGUUCCCAAUGCUGACUCCCAGCCAUGUAUCAGUCUGUAAGCUACUGGAACCAAACAUUAAGCUUUGUGUUCUCUGAGCAGUUCUUACCAGGGCACGCACUUUCUUUGCUUUUUCCUCUUCUAACAGAGACAGAUCACAGAUUUACUGAAUGUAACAGGGUAACUGCACUGUUAAGUCACUAACUUCUUAGACUAUACUACUAGGCCACAGCUUAUCUGUGGGAUGGAUGGGUUUAUCGGUCAGCACCCAUGUUUCCUCUAACCAUGUGACCAGUUCUAACUUCAUGUAAUAAUGCUAAUGGUAGGACAAAGCGCAACCUAUUUCUGUACCUGGAGCUAUCCUAACAUCCGGGAGUCACAGCUAGCCUGAGCACAUUACACGCCGUGGACACAGAUGCGGAAAUACUGCGACAGGCACCACCCAGGAUCCCUGACCACUUGAGUCCCCUCUGCUGAGGGAUGUCCUCGGUGCAGUUUGAAGUGGAUGCUCAUGUUAGUUAGUGCCCUCCACUAUCAUUACUGAUGGGAGGGGAGGCUCUGGAAGAGGGAAUUUCCAAAUCCAGGUGGCCCGAGAAAAACCAGUCAGAAGCUGCACAGGGUUCUCAAGGAUUAAGGGGUCUGCAAAGAGGUUUCCCUCAAAAAACCACCUCACUGUGUAGACUAGGUAGGAGCAGCACCGGAGCUGCUAAAACAGAGCUGGCCCUUUUGAGAGGUGUUCCUUGGUGCAAAGACUAAUUAAUGAAGUGAUAAAGCAAUUUCUACUGCGUUAUCUAUUUUGUUUUUUA